AAGGAAAAAAAGUGAACACUUCUUCUAGAGAAGCCACCGUGCUCGAUCGGAGCUCCCGGCUUCAAAUUUUAAACCUAAAACAACUAGAGACAUUCUGGAGCCUUUUUGGGGACAAGAAGGUGCUAUGGAAGAGGCUGCAGCUCCCUUUAAAACUUGCGAGGCAGAUGGGGCCGAGGCAGGUGCCGAGGCAGCGGGGGAGGGUGUGUCUGGGCCGGGCCUCCCCGGGUUCGAGGUCUCUGGAGAGUCUGCAACUUUAGGUGUAAAUCCUCCCGACGUGCCUUCGGGCCUGGCCUCAUUCCCUGUGGCUCCUGGCCCAGCUCACCCCGGCACAGAGGCUGUGGGGCACGCCCAGGCCGCAGGGGGCGGGGCCAACCCCAACCCUCUUCCGGAACCGAACAAUGGCGCCUGGAGAAAGCAAAUCGUCUGCAGGUAUUAUCUGCAUGGGCAAUGCAAAGAGGGGGAGAACUGCCGCUACUCCCACGACCCCUCUGUGCGGCAGAUGGCCAGGGAGGGCCACGUUUCACCGCCUGAGGCCUCUGCAGACAGAGGACCUAGUAUGGCUGCGGCUGCGCCUGCGGCUGCGGCUGCGCAGAGCGAGCCCCCGACUCAGGAAGUGGCGGAAGCCCCUCCUGCUGCAUCCUCAAGCUCCUUGCCUCUGAUUGGCUGGGCUGCUGAAAGGGGUUUCUUUGAAGCUGAGACAGACAAUGCAGGCCUUGAAGCUGCCGGAGGAGCAGGUGCACAAGGCUGGGAGGGUGCCGUUGAGUUUGUUCCUGGGCAGCCCUACCGAGGCCGCAUGGUCCCACCGUAUGGUCCCGAGGCUCCUCUACAGAGGCCGGUGCCUGAGAGAGAGCAGAUGGCUGUGGGCAUGGGGAUGCAGCUUUGCCGCUAUGCUGCCAGGGGACGAUGCUUUAAUGGGGAGAGCUGUUUUUACCUCCACGGAGAUAUAUGCGACAUGUGUGGGCUGCGGGCCUUACACCCCGUGGAUGCUGCUCAGCGGGAAGCUCAUAUAAGUGCCUGCAUGGAAGCACACGAGAGAGAUAUGGAGCUCUCGUUUGCUGUGCAGCGCAGCAUGGACAAAGUGUGUGGCAUCUGCAUGGAGGUUGUCUAUGAGAAAGCCAACCCCUGCGACCGCCGCUUUGGCAUCCUUUACAACUGCAACCACACCUUCUGUAUUCAAUGUAUCCGCAGGUGGAGAAGUGUCAGACAGUUUGAGAACAGAAUCAGUAAGUCCUGCCCACAGUGCAGGGUGCCCUCCAGCUUUGUCACUCCCAGUGAGUUCUGGGUGGAGGAUGAGGAAGAGAAGGAGAAACUUAUUCAGCGAUACAAGGAGGGAAUGAGAAAGAAGGACUGCAGAUAUUUUGCUCAUGGCAGGGGUUACUGCCCAUUUGGAGAGAACUGUUUUUACAAGCAUACAUACCACUGGGGCCAUCAUAGGCGAGGUGGUGGCCCAUCCGGCAUAUACUGGCAUCAAGUUUUGGAGCCUGUGCGGGUGUCAGAGAGCAACAUGCUCUUUAAAAGCAGUAAAAAGGAGCUUGUCAUACGUUGCCUGGCCAAUCUGUUGUUUAAGCGGUUUCUUGCAAUGAGAGUUGGUUUUCCUUUCUCUGAUGAUCAGUGGGCUUGGCUUUAUUAUCAGAUGGAAGAAUAUUUCAAUUUUAAUCCGUAGUAUCAUACUGUGGCACAUGGUCUAGUCUGCUGAGGCUCUGUCAUCUGCUGUUCUGCUGCCUGUUCUCCCUUUAUUGAUUGACAUGCCUAUUGCUUUCAGGGGCUAUUGAGGCAAUCUUUAUGCAGUGUUUCUCUGUUUUCUUGUCUAUUCCCUAUUUCUCCCCACAAGGAUUAUGAUGUUUUCUGUGUUAAAAAAAUAACAAAAUGUCCUUACAGUUACUGUUUGGUGAAAUGAAUAUUUCUGUCAGUUGAUGGUUUGUUUUGUUAUGUCUGUUUCCAACAGUAUUUACUCAGUUAUAGUGUAGUGUUUACAGAAUUUCUACUCAUUGUGAAGUUCCUCAAGAAUAAUUGUGACAGUGUGAAAAGAGAAGUCUUAUUGAAUUAGGAGCUUUUUUGCCACAAUAGCCUUAAAAAAUGGACCCUUGCAGGGCCUUGCAGCUGCUGUCUUGUUUACAUGUCUGUUUUUUCCCUCUUUCCUCUUCAAGUGCACUUGUUAACUUGUGGUUACUUUGUGAUUUCGUGUUUUACUUGACCAAAACCAAGUGCAUAUGUUUACAUGUUUUUAUCCUGUUUAGCUUGAUGUGAAAUUAUUUAUAUUUGGAAGUAUAUAUUUAAGAAUGACAUAUAUAUAUAUACAAUAUGUGUAUAAGUAUUAAAGUUAUGUAUUUGAAAAUAUAUAUAAAAUAAUAUACCCCAUAAUAUAUAUGUUAUGUAAUAAAAUAAAUGCAGAGAUGAAAGUUAAAAAUCAAAGGCUAGCAAUAUGGGCUAUUGUGUGAGUUGUGUGCAUAAUCUUUCUGUCCCUGCACAGAUGUCAGUGAUUAGCAUCUAAUGAAAAUGACUCCGUGUCUACUGCCAAUUUUAACACACUGAAAUCUUAAAGGACUUAGAAAGCAUUUUAUUAGUAAUGCCUAUGAUGGCAUUAAGAGCAUACUAUGCUUUUAUAAAUACAGAAUGUCUGUUUCUAUGCAAUUUAACCACAAUCUUAUGAUUCUUACUGACAGUAAAUUCUGGGCUCAGGUAAACAGUUCUUUGUAUUUAAUAUCUUAUGAAUAGCUAGAUAGCUGUAGACUUUCCAAGUCACUGGCUUGUGAUGGAAUUUACAAAUAAGAGUAAUAGAUGAAAAAAAGGAAAAACAAUGAAAAUGGUGAAACCAUUAAGCAUGCAAGAAUGGAAAAAUAAAAGAAUGAAGAAAAGACCAAAUGUUAAAUUUAGAAAAACUUUAAUACAGGCUAUAAUUACAUUAAAUAAAAGUUGUUUAAAUGUGAAAAGUCAAAUGCUAUAAAAAGUGCUUAAAAUUAAAGUGGAACAACAUGCUGUUUAAAAUGCAUACUUAAGAGUAUAAAAAUACAGAAGCAUAUUGGCAAACUAGAAAAAAAAAUAAACAGGUGCUGUGCCUCUUUAUGACAGACAGAUUUAUAUUAAGCAUAAACACUGCUGGAAAUAAAGAGGAAUGAUGUAUAAACAUUAAGUUAUAAUUCACCAGAAAUAUAUGAUAUUCAAAUUUUGUGCUAGUAGUAUAACAUUGUGCUAGGUGUGCAGAUAAUUGAUAAAAAAAUAUAAAAUGCAAAAAAAAAUCAAAUGCUUAUUGGAUAAUUUAAUCCAUAGUUUAGUAACUGAACAGCAAAGACUAUCAAAGAGUUAGACAACACAAUUUUAAGUACUUGAUGUAAUUGAUUUGUAUAGAAUAAUACAUACCAAUACACAAACUGCAGAGUACACCUACCUUGGCUCUUGGCUAAGAUAGCUGAAAAAAUAUAAUGGGAGCUUGAGGAUUUUCAGACUGCCGUGACUAUCCAACAAAGCCAGGCACAUUUACAGAAUUUAUUUCAUGUUCUAAGCAUAUUUAAAAAUACUGAUUUAAUUUUCAGAUCACAAAUUUUCUCAUACUUAAGAGGUAAAUGAGGUAAAACUUAGUAGGUAUGAAUUUGUAAAACAAGGGGUGAAACUCAAAUGGUAAUUUUUAGAGCUUGACUUCCCCUGCUGUCUCUACCCCUACACAGGAGCAGGUUGACUAGCUUCAUGUAGCAAUGUAUAUAAGGCAUGUAAGUCUAGAUAGUUCAGCUAGGAGGGGCAGAUGGGAGCAUAAAUUAGCUAUUUUAUCAAGAGGCUGCCAGUCUCAGUGUUUCUUAUUCUUUUUUCUGAAUGUGCCUCAGCCUCCCAUAAUUUAACAUUACCUCUCCCUUAUGUGAUUCCUUGUUUCACCUAUUUCCUCAUCCAUGUGGGAAAAGAAGAUCGCAGGUAAACAAAGCAAUCAAAAUUGGGACUUGAUGGAGCAUUUUCAAAGACCAUACUGAUACUAAAAUCUCAAAACAGCUUUGGUAGUGGCUAAGCUGUCAGGAAGGUGUUUCUAAGCUGAGACUGGGGAACUCUGGAAAUUUUAUCCUUAAUGUACACUGCCCAACCACAUGAAAUAUCAUGUUUUACUCAAAUAGUAUUUCAAACCAGACAAUCUUACUUAAGUUUUAUGAAUAUAGUGAAUCAAGUGUCAGUAGAAAAAGUGGGCUGGGGAGGCAGAUAAAGGACAAUUAAAAUCCUGACUUUGCUUCCUACCAGCCAUAUGGUAUAAGUUAUUUAAAUUCUGUUUACCUCAGUUUCUCCAUAUGAGAAAUGGGUAUAAUAGCACCUCUUUUAUAGAAUUGUUGUGAGGAUCUAAUAUAGUCUGGGCAAAAAGCUUGAAGCAUAGGUGGCAUUUUAAAAUUCCAUAUACAUAAAAGUGGAGUUUGUGAAUAUUUAUAGAACUAAUCAGCUGUUAUAUAAGAAUUAAUGCUCCACCAAGUUUUCUUUGGGGGAAUCUUUGGAAGUGGUAUUAAGAUAAAUUUAUUAUUUUCAGAUUAUUUUGUAGGCAAGGAACAUAAUGAUAUCUAGUACCCUCACAUUAAUAAUUUCAAAUAAUCUAUUUUUAGCAAAGAUCAUAUAUGUAAAAGUCAAUGUGCUAUUCGGUUACUUAAAAUAUAGCCAACAGCAUAUUAUUUGUGACAUAUACUUAUUCAAGAAAAAUUACAAAUAAGAU
Molecule: messenger RNA, 4672 nt
Organism: Ictidomys tridecemlineatus (thirteen-lined ground squirrel)
Lineage: Eukaryota; Metazoa; Chordata; Mammalia; Rodentia; Sciuridae
Gene: Mkrn3
Product: makorin ring finger protein 3
Biological process (GO): protein polyubiquitination
Molecular function (GO): ubiquitin protein ligase activity; metal ion binding
Source: RefSeq, a predicted model, not a curated record